AUUCCCGGUUUGAAUCGUUUGAGUGUUCUAAACAACAUCAGCUGGAAGGAGCCGAGAGGAUGGAUUUGUAGUUUUUAACUGUUUAAAUCUUAUUUUUUAAGUAUUUGUGACAGAAGAUGUUCCGGAAACUUCCGUCGCUCGCCACGUCUCCGUCCUGAAUAACUGAAACACGGUCCACCUGUCAGCAUGGAUUCAGCACUGCUGAUUGGGUGGCAGCAGGAGAAGGAGGAGCUUAAACAGGAACUGUGUCGUCUACACACGGAGCUGGCCGAGAGUCGAGCAGAGAGGGAGGAGCUGGAUUCCAGGAGCAGAGCGCUCAAUGACAGGCUGCUCCAGUCUGUGUCUCCCUCGCUCGCCCUCUCCCUGCAGGUGGAGGGGGAGCAGAGGGAGUGGAAGAAGAGGGUGAGGGAGGGGAGAGAGAGAGAGGCGAGGCAGGCCCUGCUCAUCCACCGACUGCAGAACAAGGUGUUGGAGUACAGAGAGCAGUGUGAACGUUUGGGGCUUCAGCUGCAAGAAGGACACACACAGCUCAUCAACACCGAGCGGAGGAUCAGGGAUGAACACAGUGACUCUCUGGAGAGCGCCCUCAUUAGGCUGGAGGAGGAAGAACAGAGGUCAGUUGGUCUUGCUGAGACGAAUGAUCUCCUUCAGGAUGAGCUCAACCAAUUGGAGCAGGUGAACCAGGCCCUCAGGGAGGAUCUUCAUAAGCUGACAUUUGAUUGGACGAAAGCCAUGGAGGAGGCGGAGCAGAAAGAGAAUGAGUGGCAGAGAGAGAGGGAGAGUCUGUCAGGUCACGCAGGUCAGCAGCAGGCUCGGCUGUUGUCAGUUUGGAGGUCGGUUGUCGCUCUGAGACGUCACUGUAACACCGUCAAAACCGCCGCUGACAGGGAUCUGUGGCAGGUGAGGGCGGAGUUUUCUCGUCUCUCCUCCUCCCUCCUUUCCAGCUGUGACUCCGUCUCCUCCUCUCUGAGGCUCAGCGCUCCUCGCAGCACACACCCUGCUCCCUGCUCUCCUCCUCUCUCCUCCACCCUGCUCCUCCCUCCGCAGGGCGCCAACACAGCUGUUCCCCAUCUUCCUCAUCUCACCUCCUCCUCCACCCUGGGGACAUUUACCUUAGGAGAGCUGGAGCAUAAAGAGGAAGAGGAGGAGGCGAAGCGGAGGUGGCAGGAGAAAGAGGAGGAGAUUUCUGAACUGAAGCUUCUUCAUGAGACAAAAGUUUCAGAGCUGACUGAACGGAUCGCAGAGUUCUCUCGCUCUCUGCAGGUGGAAGACGAUCAGAGGAUGGAGAGAGAAAGAGAGAUCGAGAGACACAGAGAGAUGGAGAGGAAGCUUCAGUCCGUCGCUCAGGCUGUGGUUAAUCUGUCCAGAGUCCUGAGCAGCAGCAGCAGCAGCAGCAGCAGGUCUGUGUGUGUGUCCUCAGAGGACCUCCUCAGUCUGGACCUGUCCUCCCUGCUGUCCGUCCUGUCCCACACUGAGAGUGCCCUGCAAUGGAGACAGCAGGAACUGCAGGGGGCGGAGCUCUCUGUGCGGCGGCUCGGCGAGGAGAAUUCGUCUCUUAUGAUUCGACUGACACAACUGGAAGACAACAACCAGCAGCUGCAGGCGCACACACAAUACACACAGCUGGAGCUCACACAUGCUCUGGAGUCACUGAGCAGGGAGCGUGAGGCCUCCUCCUUGCUGCACUUGCAGGUGGAGGAGGUGCAGAGGAGAGAGGAGGGUGUGAAGAGGGAGAACAACAGGCUGAAGAAGGAGCGAGAGAGACAGGAGGAGAGAAUCUCACAGCUGGAGACACAAACACUCAAACGAGUGGAAACUGAACUGUUGGAGAACGUUCAGCUGACUGAGAGAGAAACUCGGCACCGAAUGGAGAGCCACAAACUGCAGGGGGUGUUAGAGAGAGAGCAGUUGGACAGACAGAGAGCAGAGGAGGAGACUGCAGACGCCAGAGACGCCUUGCAGAAGUCCAGGGAGAGUGUGUUACGUCUCUCGUCCUCUGAGUGUGUGUUGAAGCGGGAGGUGGAGGAGGCUCGGGACGCUCUGGACAAGAUGGCCGCCUUGAGCUCAGACCUGGCGUCAGAUAAGAGAGAGCUGAACAAACAGCUGCUGCAGCUGGAGUGUGAGCUGUCAAACAGCCAAUCACAGCUGCAGGCCGUGAGGUCGGAGGUCAGCUCUCUGCAGAGGGAGGUCCAAACUUUAAACCUGGACUACAGCCAGCUCAGAGCUCAGAGAGAGGAGGAGGCCAACGUCCUCCGUCAGCUGAGAGAGAGAGAGGCAGAGAUGGAGAGACUGAUGGAGGACAAGGAGAGACAGCUGGCCUCCCUGAUGGAGGAGAAGGAGACGGAUGGGGGUCAGCUGGAGGAGUUGUCCUCCCGGUAUGCCUCGAUGUACAGGGAGCUGAAAGAGGCUCAGGAGCAGCUGCGGCAGGCAGUGGAGGAGGUGAGGAGGAAAGACAGGCAGCAGGAGGAGCAGCAGAGGGAGAGCAGGAGGAUGCAGGAGGAGCAGGCGAGUCUGCAGAGACACAAGGAGCAGCUGGAGGAGGAGCUGCAGCAGCUCAGAUAUGCGUCAGUGUCUCUCCACCAGCAGCUCAGUCAGCAGCAGAAGCAGCUCUCUCAGUCAGAGGUGGACCGAUGUCAGCUGAACACACAUGUCGUCACUCUGCAGCAGGCUAAACAAACGCUCCAGGGGGAGAUCGAGUGUCUGAAAGGAGAGCUGGAGAGGGCCACAGCCGGGCGAGAAGAAGAGAAAGAGCAGAGAAAAAGGUGCACGGAGGAGAAAGAGGCGCUGAUGGAGGAGGUGGAGAGGCAAAAGGAUGAGGUGGAGGAGCUGAGGAAGAGAAGGAUGGAGGAGGAAGAGGAGAGGAUGGAGGAGGGGGAGGCCUGGCAGAGGGAGAGGGAGGCUAUGAGCGAAGAGUUAGGGACCAAGGACGGAGAGCUGGAGGCGCUAAGGAGGCGCACAGACGCCCUGACGGAGGAGGAGAAGCAGAGACAACAAGAUACGGAGAAGUUGAGGAGGGAGAUGACAGAGAGGGAGGCGAAAAUCAGCAACAUGAUGGAGAGAAUGCAACGGACAGAGGCAGAGAGGGAGAGAGUGCAGGACGAGGCGCAGAGGACAAGGAUCAGGUUUACAGAGGAGGAGGUGAAGAGGGAGGAGGAGAUUGGUGCACUUUGUGACCGGAUGGAAGGACUGGAAAGAGAGAAGGAGAAGAGGGAGGAGGAGAUGGAGAGACUGAAGAGUGAAACAAGCGAGGAGGUGGAGAGAUGGAGGAAGCAGGUGAAGCAGCAGGAGGACGAGAUAAACAGACUGAGACAAGAAAUCUCCCACUUAGAGGAGGAGACAAGAGACAAAGAGAGGCUGCAGGACAAAGAAGGGGAGAGGACUAGGAGAAGGGAGGAGGAGGUGGAGCGACUCAGGGAUGAAGUCUGGAAAGCAGAGGAGGAGCUGAAGAGGCUGAAGGAGAAGGUGGGGGAGGUGGAGAUGCUGAAGCUGAGGCUAAAUGUGGCCAAAGAGGAGUGUGAGGAGAUGAAGGAGGAGGUGGAGCGGAGGGACCGCAGCCUGGAGCGACAGAUUAGCGCCGUGAGGGAGAGGGAGGAGGAGGUGGAGGAACUGAGGGCCCAGCUGAAGCUGGCAGAGGAGCAGGAGGAGGAAGGAGAGAGGGAGCGUCAGGAGGUGUACGAGAGACUGAGGCUGAAGGAGGCGAGGGAGGAGCAGCUGGAGGUGCUCCUGAGAGAAACCAGAGCACUCCUGGAGAAAGAAAGGAAGGAGGGAGGAGAAAGAGAAGGCAGAAUGUCCUCCCAGGUCAGGGAGCUGCAGGAGGCCCGGGCUGAGAGUGAAGGAGCAACAAGGAGGGCGAGGGAGAGGGAGGAGGCCUGUGAGAAGCUGGAGGAGGAGGUGAAGGAGUGGAGGGGGAAGGCAGAGCAGUGCAUGAGGGAUUUAGCUAAACUCAAUCAUACUCUGAGGGAGCGAGAGCAGGAGGUGCAGCUGCUUAGAUCAACACUAGAUGAGAAGGAGGACGAGGGUGAGAGAGAGAGGGAGGAGCUGAAGAGAUUGGAGUCAGAGAGGAGGAGGAGGCUGGACAACAAGCUUAGUGAGAUGGAGGAGGAGAAAAAGAGGGUCGAGGAGAAGGUGAAGGAGGUGGAGGAGGAGCUUGACGAAGGGAUGGAGGCACUAAGGAGAGCCCGGGAGGAGAAGAGGAGGUUGAAGGACAGAUUGCAAGACGUAGAAAAGGAAUAUCAGGGACAAGGACACGAUUUGAGGAGGACAGAGGAGGAGAAGAGGCGGCUAGAAAACAAACUAAAGGAGACGGAGGAAGGGAGGAAGGGAGGGGAGGAGGUGCUGAGCAGGUUGAGGGAGGAGAAGAGGGAGGUGGAGGUAGAACUGAGGAAGCUGAAAGAGGAGCGAGGGAGACUGGAAGAGAUUGAGAGAGGUCAGAUCUUCCUGGUGGAGGAGCGAAGGAGGUCCAGAGAGAGGGUGUUGGAGGAGGAGAAGGCAGGACUGUCAGAAGAUCUAGGGAGGAGGGAGAGGGAGGUGACAGCACUCAAAGAGGAGGUGCAGACACAGAGAGAAAAGGCACAUGAGGAGCUGAGGAGGAGAAGAGAGGAGGUAUCUGUACUAAGAGAGGAGGUAGCAAGGGAACAAACAGAGAGGGAGGAGUUACAGGAGAAGCUGAGGAGGUCCGAGAAGGAGGUGACAGCGCUCAGAGAGGAUGUGAAAAGGGAAGAAAAGGAGAAGAAGGACACACAGGAGGAGAUGACAGCCCUCAAGGAGCAGGUGAAGAAGGAGCAGAGGAAAAGGGAUGACAAGGAACAGGAGGAGCUUAAGAGGAGCAAGGAGGCCCAGGACGAGUGGAGGCAGAGAGAGGAGGUACAGGAGCAGUUACGGAGGAGUGAGCUGGAAGUGUCUUCACUAAGAGAGGAGGUACAAAAGAGACAAAGGGAGAAGGAGACGGCGCAGGAAGAGCUUAUUAACAGGAGAAAUGAAUUAACAGCUCUCAGUGAGGAGGUGCUGAGGGAGCAGAAUCAGAGGGAAGAGGUACAGAAGGAGCUGAGGAGGAGUGAAAGGGAAGUGUCUGUACUCAGAGAGGAGGUGCAAAAAGAACAAAGGGAGAAGACAGAGAGUCAGGAGGAGCUGAUAAGGAGGAAAGAUGACAUGACAGCUCUACAAGAGGAGGUGCAGAAGGAGCAGAGGCUGAGAGACGAGGAGCUGAGGAGAACCAAGACUGAGCUGUCGAUCAUCACAGAGGAGGUGCAGAAGGAGCAGAGGCUGAGAGACGAGGUACAAGAGGAGCUGAGGAGUACCAGGGCUGAGCUGAUGAUCAUCACAGAGGAGGUGCAGAAGGAGCAGAGGCUGAGAGACGAGGAGCUGAGGAGAACCAAGACUGAGCUGACGAUCAUCACAGAGGAGGUGCAGAAGGAACAGAGGCUGAGAGACGAGGAGCUGAGGAGAACCAAGACUGAGCUGACGAUCAUCACAGAGGAGGUGCAGAAGGAGCAGAGGCUGAGAGACGAGGUACAAGAGGAGCUGAGGAGUACCAGGGCUGAGCUGACGAUCAUCACAGAGGAGGUGCAGAAGGAGCAGAGGCUGAGAGACGAGGUACAAGAGGAGCUGAGGAGUACCAGGGCUGAGCUGACGAUCAUCACAGAGGAGGUGCAGAAGGAGCAGAGGCUGAGAGACGAGGUACAAGAGGAGCUGAGGAGAACCAAGACUGAGCUGAAGAUAUUCACAGAGGAGGUCCGGAAGGAAGAAACACAGAAGGAGCUGGUACAUGUGGAGUUAAGGAGGAGAGAAGAGGACAUGCAAGCCCUAAGAGAGGAGCUGCAGAAGGAGCAGAGGCUGAGAGACGAGGUACAAGAGGAGCUGAGGAGUACCAGGACUGAGCUGACGAUCAUCACAGAGGAGGUGCACAGGGAAGGAAAGGAGAAGGAGCAGGAGCAAGUGCAGGAGAAGCUAAUGAGGACAGAGACGGAGGUGAGCGCUCUCAGAGAGAAGGUGCAGAAGGAGCGGAGGAGGAGAGAGGAGGUGCAGGAGAAACUGAAAGAUGUGCAGCAGAGCGUGGAGGUGAUGAACACCAACCUGAGCUCCCUGCAGACUCAGGUGUCUGAUCAGAGUCAGAGCAGGGAGCGAGCGAGGCAGGAGGUGAAGGAGAAGGAGGAGGAGAAGCAGCAGAUGAGGGAGGGUCUGAGGGCCGCUCUGGAGGAGAUGACAAACCUCAAACUCCUCCUGCAGGAGAGCCACGCAGAAGGGGAGCGUCUGAGGAGGACUCUGAAGGAGAAGAAGGAGGAGGUGGAAAGGUUCAAAGAGGGUAACCUGCAGGAGGUGCUACAAGAGAGGGAGGAGGCGGCAAAGGAGAGAGGGGAGAUGGAGGAACUGAGAGCAAAAGCCAAAGUCCUGGAGAAGAGGAGGAGGGAGAUGAUGGAGGAGCUGGAGGAGGCUCGCCUGGCCAAGGAGAAUGCUGAUGAGGAGAGGAGGAAGACGGAGGAGCGGUGGAGGAGCAGAGUUGAAGAGAUGGAGGAGGAGCGGGGAGUGAAGCUGAAAACUCUUUUAAAGGAAAUCCAGACUCUGAAGGAGAGGGAGGAGGAGACAGAGAGGGAGUGGAAGACCAGGUUAGAGGAGGCGAGGACGGAGGUGGAGGAGAGCCGGGGCGAGCUGAGCCAAGUCAGAGCCACGGCAGCCAUGUUGGAGGAGCAGAAAGUACAGAUGUCCUCAGUGUCUGCUGACAGAGGAAGAGAGAGAGGGGAGGAGACUGACGGACGGAGAAGGAGGAGAGACAAAGGGAUGGAUGAGACGGAGAUCGGAGGAGAGGAGGAGGAGGAGCUCUCCUCUCUGAUUCAGGAGCAAGAGGAGGUCAGGAGUCGGCUGAGGCAGAGAGAAGCCGAGGUGUACGCUCUGAGUCAGAGGACGGAGGAGCUGGAGAAAGACAGGGAUCGCGUCCGAUUGGCCCUGGAGCUCACGGAGGCUGCUAUGAUUGGCUACAGAGAGAGAGCCCACCAACAGGAGCAGAGCCAGGGGGCGGGGCCUAACACAGACCAGGAUGACGGGAACAGGCUGGUGGUCCUGCAGCGACUCGUGGCUGAACUCGAGCUGGAUGUAAAACGACUGAAAAAUAAAAACUCACAUCUGGAAAAUCAGAAAGAAAAACUGAAGAGAGACAGAAACACACUGAGGGACGCACUGAGACGGGUGGAGGAGGAGCGUCUGAUGUUCAGACAGAAGCUGACUGACAGCCGCAGAUCUCAGCAGAGUGCAGACACCACAGAAGAAGAACGUUUGAGGAGCAGAGUGAUGGAGCUGGAGGACCAGGUGCGUCAGCUGCGUCUCUCACUGGCUGUGGAUCAGCAGCAGAGGGCGGAGUUUAUCCAGCAGUCCUCCAGGAACAGCCAAUGGCUGCUCUCCCUGAGACACGACCUCACAAACUCACUGGAUGCCGUCACACGCCGUCCAAUCCCGUCCGUCCUAGAGUCUGAGACACACCGAUUGGACCGCAGCCUCAGGGAGGAGGAGCUAAGAAUGUCCCUCAGCCAAUCGUAACACCAGAAAGAUAAAGGCUGUUAAAUAACGCUUUUGACCAAAAAACUUAAAACCUCAACAGACUAAAAGAUGAUCUGCUGUGCACUGUCGCCAUGGAAACCGAUGGAAGCCAUUUUUCCUAUUGUUUUAAAAGGUUAUUAAACGCACCACAGAGGAAUGAAGCUGAUUUCUGACACGCUGGAUCCAUGCUACGUUCAAGAACCAAAGGGACAGUCAGAGACAGCUGAUGUUUUUUUUAAAGGGGGUGUGGUCUAAGAGGAUCCGCCUUAUUUCAGACCCCGCCGGUCUGUGUGGACCUGAAUGCACCUUCAGCUCCAUGCAGGUGGAGACUGUCUUUGUUUGUUUGGUUCAAAGGAACUUCUUCACUCGUCCUGAAUCACCGAAGUUUGAGUUCCUCGUUCAUCACACGAGACAUCAGAAACCGUCCAAUCAGAGAGAGACCUGUCAGUGCGUCUGACGUCCCGUUAGUAGCUUUUUGUCCUUUGAUGUGAUGUCAGUUUGAGCAGAGCCAGAAGACCAAGAGGACCCAUUCUUCUUUGAUCAGGACCAAAGGAACCCAGACCCCGUCCUCAGUCUCACUGAGCGUCAAUGUUAGUAAGCGCCACCUCCAGCGCCAUCCGGUCAGUUUCAGUCCAGAACACAACAUGGCGGGAAAAGUUGAACCAGCACCAUGAAGAUGCAGAAAAAGAGUGACACAUCAGCUCACGAGUGUAAAUACUCAGGUCGUCGGCUCGUGUAGAGUCAAGCUCCGAGUCCUAAAUCAGGUUUAGAACAGAGACCACAUGAAACCGGAGGGUCAGUCUGGAUUAUUAUAAACCUGUUUGAGGUUUAUCCUCGGGGCAAAGACCACCUCCUCACAUCUCCUCACUGUCUGAUCUCUCUGCGGGUUGAGUCGAGGGCGGUGUGCGUUUAGUCGACUGAGCGGUUACAGUCAUCACCUCGCCACAAGUUAAACUAAUUAUUAUGAUUUCAGCCUUCAAUGUUGUGCUCAGACUGCAGCGCAGACGGCCGCCACUAGUCGGGGCUUUAGCUCCGGUUAACUCUCCUCGCUCUACUACCUGGAUGUAAACAAGCACCAUGGACAGCUAGCAUCUCGUAGCAGCAGAGCGUUGUGUCGGCGUUUAGAUCUUUAACAUGGAGAGACAGUCGUAUGUCGGGUUAAACUGGGAUGUCGACCGGAGCGAUGAGUGACCAUGACCAGCACAGACAUGGGCGUUAACCUGCAGGGAGGACUGAAGGCUAGUGCUGCUAACGUUAGCCACACCAGGAAACCAAAUCACGUCAUUUACCCGUCAUUAACCAUUUUACAUUUUGACCUUUGACCUUUGACCUUGAGACUGAACGCGUCAAACUAAAUUGAAAUAUCCGUCUCCCUGACUCGGAGUUAAGGCGCCUCGGAACAAUGCGAGACUCCUGAACCUUACGUGACGACCUGUUGAUAAAAUGUUUUUGUUUACAUUAAGAUGAACAAGACAACGUCCAAAGUGACUCUGCCGUUUACGUUUCAUUUCAUGUUUAUAGUUUGACCUUUCUUCACCUCAGAGGGAAUUAUUACAACCGCCCCACGUACGAGUUUAUGAUGAACUAAAUCAGAACCCGAACGAUAAAUCAGCCGAUAUCAGCAUAUCCACUGAUUAUCGGCUAAUUUUGGCGCAGAUGUGUGCCGAUAUUACUCAAUUUAUUCACUGGUUCUGACGAGUACUUGCAGAUUGAAGAAGACGGCCUCUCUCUGACUUGAUGUGUGUUUUAAAUUUUAUUUAAACGUUUCGUGAUCGUAGCAGCGUGCAGAGUUAGAAACAUGAGGCGGGUUUGUCAGUGCUUUAAGUCAUUCUUCUGUUUGAGAGGGAAACCAAAUGUUUAUGUAUUUAUUUAUUAUUUCCUGUUUGUUAUUUAUGUUACCUCUUCAUCAGACUGCUGAGCCCUCACCACACUACAUUACCCACAAUCCCCUGAGCUGAGCUGAGCUGAGCUGAACUGUCAAUCAAACAUCAGUAGUGUGUAAAGUUCAAAUAAAAACCAAAGUUUAGAUUUUUAAAGUG
This is a messenger RNA of Labrus mixtus (cuckoo wrasse), 9566 nucleotides long. RefSeq names its product trichohyalin. The transcript is spliced from 28 exons. Bases 187 to 7527 code for a protein of 2446 amino acids. The record is from RefSeq and is a predicted model, not a curated record. NCBI's taxonomy places the organism in Eukaryota, Metazoa, Chordata, Actinopteri, Labriformes, Labridae.